AUGUUUUCGUUUGAGGAAUAUCUGUCUCCUGCAACAACCACGGUUUUAAGCGCGGAAUCCCAUUGGAUUUCAUCGACGGUGUUUGCUCUUCUGGGUGCAACCGCGGCUUUGCAUAUACCAGCUCCGACUGCUACCCCAUUCUUGAUUGACGAUGGCGCAAAGGAUAUGAUCAUUAUCGCCAGGAGCGAAACAGCUAUUCAAGAGGCUGUGCCACAAUCGACAACGCUGAAGGAUUCCGUCAGCGCUUCCAAAGGCAGCACCAGUAACAAUGUAAAGACGGAAAACGCGAUCUCCACGACAAAGAAUGGUGCUGCUGCCGAGUCUACAAAUACUGCCACCCUGACAAAUGCCCCGACCUCAUCCCAAAGCAACAAAGGCAAGCCGCCAGCAACAUCGAUUGCCUCAUCGGUGAGCAAUAGCCAUGAGAGUGGAGGCGGGAAAGGACAACAGCUUGAGACCAGCAUAUCGCGGAGUAUUGCUGGUCCCAUUUCCCCAACAGUCAGUGGCAGCAUCAGCAGCCCCACAGGACAUUGGAUUCCCGUCUCGAUACCCACCGCUCUCGCUUCAGGAGCUGGUCUUUACGAGAAGCACAGCAAGAUCUAUGAUGACGGUUAUCGGCAAGGCUACCACGACGGUUGUUAUGACCAUGCAUAUGCCACACAUCCGGCGACUCUGGGCGGCGAAUACUAUACCGGGUACAAAAAGGGCCGCGAUUCCGGUAUAAGGGAUUGCCGACCACUGAAUGGGAACGAUCAAGACGGUUCUGGAUGGUCGGGCGAUGUGCUUCUCCCGUCGCUAGGCUCGGAAAUCACACUAGCACUGUGGCUCCUAGUGAUGCCAUGCGUUUUGGCUUUCAUGUUGCAUAUGCUCUAA
Pestalotiopsis fici W106-1 is the source of this 873-nucleotide messenger RNA. RefSeq lists its product as uncharacterized. Lineage: Eukaryota; Fungi; Ascomycota; Sordariomycetes; Amphisphaeriales; Sporocadaceae. The transcript has a single exon. The record is from RefSeq and is a predicted model, not a curated record. Bases 1 to 873 code for a protein of 290 amino acids.